This is a messenger RNA of Paramuricea clavata, 19359 nucleotides long. The record is from the annotation of a GenBank genome assembly. Lineage: Eukaryota; Metazoa; Cnidaria; Anthozoa; Malacalcyonacea; Plexauridae.
GACAAAACAUCUGACAUACGACACCGCGUUUGACCAGACUGACGAAACAGAACGAGCCGGCGAAAACGUUCGCUUAUGUUGUCUCGAUAGGACUUCUCAGUUGCUGUGACGCCGCGUCGAUUAUGAUACGAGGAAUUACAUACAUGCUGAUAUGAUUUCUUAAUGUAAUCACAGCGAACGUGGUUUAUUGCGUAGGGAAUUUAGCCUUCAGAGUCAAGUUCAGCGACGGAAAACAAUUUUAUUCUCUCUGACUGUCACCUGGUAUGUAAGUUUACUUUGAACGUUACGAAUUGUACAUUAAAAUGUAUCGCACAUUAAAGUUUGGGUACUUAGACUUGGUCAAACUUUGUGCUUAAGAAUGUUUAAGAUAUAUUAAUCUACAAAAAGCUUUUAGUAAAUCGGUGUUAAAUACUGUGCUAUGGCGGUAAUGGCGCAAAGGUGAUAUGUUUUGUCUCAACUUGUCCGAGUUUUUUGGCAUGUCAACAAACAUUACGCAAAAUUGCCGCAAAUUAUGUAAAAGUGCGCGCUGCGUGAUCACUAGUGCUCACUAAAGGCGCAAUUAAUGUUAUUCAAUAAUUGCGAAAUAUUCCGAGAACAUAUAUUAUGGCGUAUUUCACGAAAAUUAUACAAAUAGAUAUUUUAUAAAGAAAAUUUCCGAUAUUUCAUAAAGAUUAUACUAUUGGGAAUUUAUAAUUAAUUAUAGCUUUCUAAUGCAUUUCAUGGCUAAUGUGAACGCUUAAUAGUAUAUUUAUUUAUAUAAUCCUUUAAAGAUUUUGCUAAUGGGCAUUUAAAAUAGUUUCGUGCAAUAUGCCAAUACAUGUCAGGACUAAUACAUUUCUCAUGGCGCAAUAAUCGAUUCCGUUAAAUAGCCUCGAUUGAAAAGUCAAUAAAAACGUCGACUAAAUAUAAUUUUACAAUUCACACAAUCUCGUGCUGAAUCGUGCGAUCGAAAUUCGUUUACAAUCUUUUAUUUUAAUCUUCUAUGCACAAGUUUUGUGACAUAAUAUACGCUUUAAAAAGUUAAAAAUGUAUAAAAUGCAAACAAUAUUAUGUGAGGUCAAAACAGAGUUGAGUAGUUCAAUGAUUGUUUGAUUGAAUCUAUGAUUUAAACGUCAUCAGACUAAUUUGAACAAAAGUAACGCGAACUUGACUUCGGUGGUAUUUUUCGUAGUACAACGGCUUAAAUAUUGGAAUAUGUGUGCGUCCAAGACCAAGUAUACUCGAAAGACCUUUCAUAAAUUCCAUAUUACAAAGUCCCUUGAUCAGCUGAUACGCAGAAUGAUAUGAACGUUUCGCAAGCAUUUGAGACUCCGAAGGGCUAAAAGGACUUAGUUUUAUUUUGUUUAUAUAACCUCUUAAUCGAAGAUUUGCCCUAUAAAAAGCACAGACGGCUUAUCAAGGGAGCUCUCAUGAUUUCAUCUUUACAAUUUAAUAAUGCCCCACACAAAAAAUUACAUUAAUUAAACCACUGGACUGGCGUAGAAAUCACUUGGGCUGAGGGGAACUUAAUGGGCCAUUCUCCUUCGCAGUCCGAAGAGGCUUUUUACGAUUUUAGUUUAACACGAGGGCUGUAUGCAUAUAUAUCUUAUAUACAGUACACUAGAUAGCGCAUCUCUUUUAGUAAAAUUGAAGCCAAGAAUAUUCCAGCGGUUACCCCCAUUUGAAUAGAUGGCGGCCAUGUUGGUAGUUGCCACUUGCUAAUAAACGCCGGCUUAAAAACAACAAUAACUUUCAUCAUUUGAAUAGUUUAGAAACGUAUUUGGAAUAGGGUUAACUUAAUGUUUAAGUUCCCUGUUUAAGAAAUAGAAAACAUACGAAUCUUCUCAUUUCAUGGGAACGACCUGAGACUGCAAUCACGGCUUCAAUUUUUGAAUUGCAGAAUAAUUAGAUGCACUAUCUAGUGUAUAUAAGAUAUCUAUGGCUGUAUGUCUUGAAAAUGUGAGACCAGACACUGCAGAAUGAAAGCAUUCUUGUCCCCAGAGCCAUUUUUACUCGGUCACUUGUUGAAAAUUAGGCUCUGGGUUAGACGACUAAAGGGAGAGAUCUGAUUGGCUUCUCCGAGAACUGCUAUUUCCGAUAAGUUGAGCAGUUUUUCGCCAGGCAAAAUCAUUCUAUCAAAAUAUGUCAAUACAAAUACUUCGUUUCUUCGUAAUACUUCUCUGUUAAAAUUGUUACGGUACUAAAGCGUCCUAAUUCAAGAGCAUGCGCUUUAGAAACUACUGCAUGUUUUCUUGCACUUCCGGGUCCUUGUAUCCGAGGGCCUAUGAAGUCUAUGGCCCCGUUUACACUAUACCGGAUUGCUAUGAUCGGAGUGGGUCAAAUUUUGUAGCUAUUGAAAGGCAGUGAAUUUUAAUCUCAGAGACCCAAAUAAACAUGCCAAUUCUGUCAAACUAAUAAGCAUUUGCUACUAACCAUUGCUCCGUAACGGCAAAAGAAGAUGUCAUGACCAGCGAAUCCGGUAUAGUGUAAACAGGGCCUAUGAAGAUCGCCGCGCGCGGCUGAGAGGCCCUGGGAACGAGGAUGGCUACUGACUUGCUAGUCUCAGUUUUUUCCAUCAUACGGCUAAUCAGUUCAUGAAAACAUGAUAUUAUUCCUAAAUAAGUCAAAACACGAAAUUUUGGCACACUCCUUGCACCCUUAUGUUAACCGCGCGGACAAAAAUCAGCAUGAGCUCCACCUUUGAAUCAGUAAAUUAAAUUCUAAAACACGUCCGAACUUAUCAUUAUGAUUUUCAAGAUUUUAAAAAAAAGUUUAAAAAAGAAAAAAAAAGUUUAAAAAGUUAGAUUUUCAGAAAAGUUAAAGUGGAAGUCAAGCCCGUUAUGUAAACAAACGGUUUGUUUACAUUUUGAACUGCUGUAUUUAAGUAUUUUUUUAAAUAUGAUGUACUGUUUGAAUAUCUAACACUAUUUUGGUUCGCUAUGCUUCUAAAUGAAUAUGAAAUAAAGUUUAUGUUCAGAAAAAUUCGAAACAUUCGAAAUUUAGGCAAUGUUUACAUUAUGCAAUGUUUACAUUGUUAUGAGCAGAACCGAUGCGCAGAACGGACUUGACUCCCACUUUAAAAAAGUUUAAAAAGUUAGGGUUAGGGGUUAGUGGUUAGGGUUGGGGUUAGUGUUAGGGGCUAGAUGCCGCGAAUUUAUUAUUAUGAUAAAUUCAAAAUGUGCCGCGAAUUUAUCAUAAUGAUAAAUGCGGACGUGUUUAAGAAUUUACUCAUAUAGUAAAUUCAAAGGUGGAGCUCAUGCUGACCAAAAACAGUGCCAGUCGGCAAUGGACGUCAACUGAUUUUUGCCAUAUUUAGCUUAACCGACACUUUUCCGGUUCGCUAUACUUGUAAAUGAAUAUAAACUCUACGUUUCAAUUCAAAAAAGUUCGAAAGAUGCAAAAUUUGAGCAAUGUUUAUAUCUGGGGGUCCCCCUUUGUUAUGAGCAGAACUGAUGCGCAGAACGGAGUGGACAUCAUCUUUAACUUUUUGUAUCGGUCUCACUCCAGAUAUAAUAUCGAGUUCACUGCGCUGAUCCUAAGUUUGAGAUAUGAUUUUGGUGUUGUACAGUAACCAUUCUGUCUAUCGCAUAUCAAUAUUUAAAGCGUCCCACUGGCUUAUCUUUUACCGAAAUCAAUAGCAUACAAUUACGAAACAAUUGCUCUUUAUCGCAACAUUGUUUUGAAUCUUUAUAAGCCGAUUCUCAGUGUUGGUUAUAAUUCUUUCUAGAUUACUAGAAUGUUCGAUGCUUUGAUAUUUCAUUUUAGUACCUAAGUUAAUUAACACCGUGAAUUGCCUAUUUUGACUUAGAUCACUGGAAUUUGUUUAAGUGAACUUCUAGGUAAUUCUUUCAGAUUUUCAGGUAAUAUGGAAAGCAAACUAAGAAUGCUAAAUGUUAGUUGCAUUUCCGGACUUUCUGGGUGUCUAAAUCUUCAAAUUUUUAAGUGGGAGCAUUCCCCGGAACUUCACGAGUAGACUUGGCCCCGUAUCCCAUUGUGCUAAUAUAUAUUCUUUCGAAAGAAACACUUGCUAUUUCAAUGUACUCAUGGAAAACCCAAAACUGCUUUUAGGUAACGUGAAAAGUAAUUUAAAAAUUUAGGUAAUUGGGACUUUCACCUUCCCCCGCCCCCAAGGACAAAGUCUUACCUACGUUCCUGUGCACCAGCAAUGUUGCCGAUGAGAAUGGGAAUUUGGCAAAAUAAUGUAGGUCGGAUGACUGGGAUUUUGAUAAAAUUUUGGGCGGGAAUAUAUGAUUGAAACCCCCUUCACGACCCUCUAACCGAGGUUGUUCCAAGGACAUCAUAAUAAACCUUGCCAUAGUAACAGAUUUUUGGCGGGAAGAUAUGAUUGAAACCCCCUUCAUGAUCCUCUGACAGAGGUUGUUCCGAGAACAUUUUUAAGUCUCAUAAUAGAUCUUUUGUACAAAUGAUGCAGAGGCUUGUACAAAUGAUGCAGAGGCUUGUACAUAGACACAUAAUAACAGACUUGCUACAAGUUGUUCCAACAAGACUUAUACAGGCUGUUCUAUACGAGCUUUGUCAUAAACUUGGUAACAACUUGUUAAGAUGGAGUAAUACGGGCACAAAAUUGCUGCAACUUGCAACAAAAUCUGAUUUUCUACGCAUGUUAAUUGAAAAUGUUUACACAUAAAUUACAAAUCACAAGGCAACAUGCGUCAACAUUUGUACUUAACAUGCGUUGAAAUCAGAUUUUUUUGCAAGUUGCAGCAAUUUUGUUGCUCGUAUUACUCCAGCUUUACGUGCAGACGAUAUCGGACUUGUUGAACAACCUGUGUUGUUGGGUCUGUUGGCCUCAUCAACCUUGUUACAAGACGAUAUAACAAGCUGUGAGAUGUUUACGUGUGUAUAGUCUAGGCUUUGCUCUAUUGCGACCUGACGAUGCUCAAUGUUGGGUUAUUAAAAAUCUCAGUAUACCACAAAAGCCACCAUAUGUAAUGUAUUAUUGUAAUGCGUAAGUGUGACAGAAUUUCGUUACAAUACUGAAAAACUUUCAAAGCGUUCCCGUCGUCUUUAUUUCCACGUGGCGCGAACAGGCGAUUUCCUUUGCCAAAAUGCCGUCCAAAACUCCAGCGGCAAUUGCAUAGUAAAAAUUUGGCGACAUUGCGCCACAUUGGCAUAGAGACCACUUGGUUAUUGGUAUUUGACCACUUGCGGUUGAGCCAAAAUAAAUCUUUUUGCCAUAAUUCAGCCUUCCGUAAUUUUGAUACUGGAUGAUAACUGAUCAACGUUUUACAGCUAUUCACUAACUUUAGUUAGGAUUGCAUUCCGGUUAAGUCGUUUUUUGUACGUACAUUCAAGACAUUCAAGUACAUGUAUGCGCUUGUAAAAGUUUCAGUAGAUUUAAAGGUGACUCAGUUAUGAAAAUAACCCUGAAUGAGUAAAAUGAACAAAACCAAAACUGGAUGCAUAUUUUAGCCCGUUGAAAUCUAAUAGCCUAAUAAAGAUUCCAUAAUUAGUUCUUGUUUUAGCCAAAAAUACGAUUGGUUAGCGGCAAGGCUAUAGUACAAUAAUUAGAUACUGGAUUGUAUAGAAUUGAUCACUAAUAGUAAUACUGACGGUAUAGUGUAUGAACUUUGACACAUGAAAGAAAGGCAAGGUCAAGGGCUUCGGUAUUUGUUAAGGUAAUAGUAGGCCUAUAUAAUUGUAUAACAGUAGGCUAGCUAGUAAUUAUUUAAGCAGUGUAAAAACACUCUUCCUCUGGUCAAAAUUUUCGUGGUUAAGCCAGAAAGUGAAACAACCCUAUUUAAUUUGUGUCAACUUAAGCCCCGUUUACACUACACUCAAUUUUUGGUACGGCAAGGAUAAAAUUGGUACCCGUACCACUUUUUUUGGUUCUUCGACUACCUAUUUAGGUAGUCCGAGAACCAAAAAAGUGGUACGGUACCAAAAAUCGAGCGUAGUGUAAACCCAGUAAACGGGGCUCAAGUAUUCGAUCCUUGGUAAAUUUCUUGGUUAUUUCAUCUUAUUUUUUAAUUUUGUUUUUGGUAUAGUCAUUACUAAUACUGUAUAUAUAUAUAUAUAGAUAUAUAUAAUAAUAAUAAUAAUAUUUCAAUUAUAUAGUGUAAAAAGAGUGCUCAACAUCAAGAAUUUAACAGAGCAAAUAGUAUUUUAACUUAAAAUUGAGUCACAACUCAGAGUUGUGACUCAAUUUUAAGUUAAAAUACUAUAUAUAUAUAUAUAUAUAUAUAUAUAUAUAUAUAUAUAUAUAUAUAUAUAUAUAUAUAUAUAUAUAUAUAUAAAAAGAAUAAUAAUAUUUCAAUUAUAUAGUGUAAAAAGAGUGCUCAACAUCAAGAAUUUAACAGAGCAAAUAGUAUUUUAACUUAAAAUUGAGUCACAACUCUGAGUUUCACGCUGAGUGCGAUCAAUCGCACUCAGCGUGAAACUCAGAGUUGUGACUCAAUUUUAAGUUAAAAUAAUAUAUAUAUAUAUAUAUAUAUACAGACAUAUAUAUAUAUAUAUAUAUAUAUAUAUAUAUAUAUAUAUAUAUAUAUAUAUAUAUAUAUAUAUAUAUAUAUAUAUAUAUAUAUAUAUAUAUAUAUAUAUAUAUAUGUAUAUACAGUAUUAGUACGAUAUAUCUGAGCAUGCGCGAAUGUUCAUGCAGUAUGCAUUCUGACUGUGUGCUGUAUGGUCAUUCUUUUGCGCCAUUUUAUAUAAAUUCUAUUAAAUCUGUUCAUGCAAAUAUUGCGUAGUGCACUAUUAUUUCAAGACUGUACUUCGAAGAAAGGCAAUAAAAUGAAUAAUCGUUAAAACAAUAUAAAAUAAUAUGUAACGAUACAAAACAAUAACAUAAGCUGUGCAAUAUUCUUCGCACAAUAAAGCACCAUAAUAUUAUCUCAUCAAAUAUAUUUGAAAUAGGAGUCAAAAACAAUAAAAUUUGUGUGACACGAUAACAAACCUUCGUCCAUAAAACAGUUCUGUCACAGUUUUGUGUAAAAGCCUUGAAACUUCUAGCAUUUUAACGAACAGACACUUGGCAUUAAAGUUAAAAUUACGACCGCCGUGAUUCAGUAAAUAAUUAACUUUGACAUAUAUAUUUUAAAUCCAAUUUGAAAACGCAACGACAGCUAGAAUCGUUUUUUGAGCAGUUUUUGAAUAUUUUUGAGUGUAUACAUGCAUGAUUCUUGACGUUUUAGCUAAGUUCUGAGUGCUUUUCUAACACUUCGCGACGACAUCAUUUCUUGGCUCGGUUUGCCAUGGGGGGUCAUAAAGGUCACAGUUUAAUGCCCGUGUUUAUACAAAGACUUUGACUGCGUCCAUGUGAGCGACAUUGCAACUUUCCGAUAACAUUUGCCUUAUGCUUGGCCAUUUGGCAACUUUCCACGCUCUUUGCUCGCAAGUACGCUUAAUUUUGAAUCCUCGAGGGCCCUCAAACAACCCCAAAGCACAGCCCUUCUGCUGUCGCCUCGCGUUCCCUGCCAAUAGCUGUACAGUUUUUUCGUCGCGAUAAACUGUCACAAUUAUGCAUAAUGUAUGCAACACUUGCAGGAGGCAUUUUAGACCUAUUGCAAUCUCGCUCUUACCAAAGGGUCGGUUUGACGUUUUGCGACGGAAUGGCGAACGUCCCGAUACCUAACCAGUUGUAGCCCAGCCGUCGCUAAUCCAUCCGCCGAAAAUGAUUUUCAAGAAUCAAGCCUGAUUGCACCGUUCAGUGACAGAAAAAUUUGAAGGUAAACUGUGUUAUUUAUAAAGAGUUUGAAAUGUUGGAUUGUAUGGCAAUGCAUCGUUUGCGACCUUCGUCUAGUUUUCGCUCAGUUGAUGACACAACUGUUAAUCAAAGUCUGGGAAUUACUUUUUGUUAUUCAGGGAAUGGGGGAAUAUUAAAAAUAAGCUCGAGAAAUCUGAAAUCUGUGUCAAGUGAGAUGCAGAAAUAUAGUGUCAGUGUGUUUCGUUCCUCUCUUCCUGCUGUUUCUGAAUAGAGCCUUUCGUGUAUUUGCAGUCUGUGAUUUUAUAACGUGUUUUAGAUCUACAAAUCGCGUAGAGUUAUUACAUAAAUAUUUGAAGGCAUACAGCUUCAUUUUAAAUACAUAUUGGUCUAGUUCGUUUGCGAGCUAAUUAGAUGAAAUAUAGUCCCGUCUUUUAAUAAGGUCAUUAGUGCAAGCCAGUGCAAGACAAUUAUGUCAGGGACACUCGAAAGACUUAAAAUAAAGUGGCACUUGCCAUCUAUAUGUAAUGGAUGAUAUUCCCAUGAUCUGUUACAUAUUGGUCCAGUCAUUUUGCGAGCUAAUUAGAUGAAAUUUGGUAUACGCGCGCUUAAUUAUAAGCCUCAUUAGCGUAGGUAUAAUUAUGUGAAGGGUAACUUUCUAGAUUUCUGUCAAAGAGUUUUCAAAAGAAUUCAGAUAAAGCGGGCAUUGUUUUAAUUUUGCAGGCUACUAAUUAAGACUGCAUUAUUGAGCCAUGUAAGCAAUACACAAGUUAUGAAUCAUACAUGAAGUAGGCCUGCAUUGGCGAAAAAAAAAUUCCAAACACUUUCGUGGGCUGUUAUUUUUUGACAAGGUCAUGUAUAUCUGUCUAUAUAUUACUGCGAUUACCAUUUUAAAUCUUGGAUGUUGUACUGUACAACAAUUCAGCUCGUUUAAUUAACUAACGUCCGCGACUUGGAUUGAGAAAUUUAUUCAAUAUCAUGCUGGUAAUUAGAAAAUUACUGUUUUGAUAGAGCAUGAUGCUGUAUAUUUACCAUCUUAGAUUGUUAUCACCCUCUCAAUAUAUGAUAUUGCUUCCUGUGUUAGAAUGUCAGAGACUCGUCCGCAUAUGCAGACACAUUAAGUCCUAAUUCGAUAUAAGGCUUUCAGGCCGUUGCACAUAGCAUUUGUUUUUCACUUUUACUCUCAAUAUGUUAGCUUGUAAUGCCCACGUCUGCAAUUUAUCAUCGCACAUGAGACCACACAAGACACAAGUUAUACUUUUCCAGUAAUCAAUAUGUUGGGAAGACUAAUACAGUGUAAUCGCCUGUUUGUCAACACCCUACUUUUACUGCGCAUUUGCUUUACGAAGUUAGAUCAAACAAUGACAUUAGCAGUGUGAAAAACUAAUCAACUUUGAGAUUAUGCCACUCCGAGUGUGCACACGUGCACCGCGGGCAACCUGAAAUGUUUGGUGGGAUUUCACCAGUGAUCUGAUGGUGUGACCACCAGGGACCGGUUGUUCAAAGGUGGGUUAGCGCUUACCCUGUGUUAAAAUUUAACCUGCUGUUUUAGUUUGUGUAUUUCUGCACGUCUGUUUAUUUCAAAACUUCAGAGAAGUAAACUCCUAUGGAUCCAGACAAGAUCAGUCUCUGAAGAAAUAGUUCCAAAUUUAUAGACAAGCUGCCAGGAAGUUUGCUUCGAGUUUUAGGUUAAUCUAGGGUUAAGCUAACCCAGCUUUGAACAACCGCCCCCAGGAAUCUACUGUGAUAUUGCAUGACAUUGUGGACUCAGUCAAUAAGUUUGCCGCUCUUUUUGUUUCGCUUUAUUUCGACUUAUUUGUAUGUAUAGGUAAUAGUAUGGUUCGAGUGCAAUUUGGGAAAAACAUGCACGAGUGAGUUUUUCAAAGACGAUCAAAAUUGCACGAGUCCGAAGGACGAGUACAAUAUGAAGUCUUUUGAACUCACGAGUAUAUGUUUUUUCUUCAAAUUGCACGAGAAACCGCCAUAUGCGCUAGAUAAAACAUGAGCAGCCGAUCUGUAUCUGAUAUAAAAACUCGAGCCGAAGGCGAGUGUUUGUAUAUCAGAUACAGGUCGGAUGCGAAUGUUUUAUCGUACUUAAAAAAUGACCCAUCUUAUGAGUUUAUUGGCGAAGUAAUUUUAAAAAUAAACAUUGUCUAAGCCGAGAAAAUCAAAGUUGAAGUUAGUAUGUAAAUCAGGGCAAAUCUUUAUCCGAUUUGCAAACAUUGAUUAAACAUUCAUUUCUUUUGUAUUUUCCUCGUGAAUUAUUAAUGAAUUUUUUAAUAUUACUUAUUAAUAGUAUACAUGGAAGAAUUAACGUCAGCCAUAUUUUUACAAAAAAAACGCCAGCCAUUUCUGUACUCUUAAAAACUCCUAAAUGUUUUUUAUUCUGCAUUAUUUCUGCUGGAAAUUACUGUAUCUUAUUGGCUAUCUUUGUUAUUGUUUCAUAUUUUAAGCAAUCGGAAAGCCUAAAUAGUCAAUGUACUUGGCAAUGUAUUUCUUUUUUUUGCAAUGUAUUUCAUUUUUUGGCACUGUAGUUCAAAAAAAUUGCAUUGCUCUUAGCCAAUCAGAAUUGAGAAAUUUUUUCAUGUAUAGUUCUUAAUUAUGCACGAGUUACCUAAUAUUUUUCGUGUCCCUUUAAUUAACCUUUCCUUAAUCUCUAAAUUCUACCAAUAAAUCAAAAACUUCGCCGACUAUAUCUUGGAAUAACAUAGCAGUUUUCCUCAUUAAUAUUGCCGAUCGUAACCCUCCCGGCAAUGUAAUUUGUUCGGGGUCAAAAUUUGUUUACUUAAACCAGGUAGCGAAACAUGUGUGAUGUUGUAGUACAUGAACCUGUCUUUAAAAAUAGAUGGUUGAAAAUUCGGUGUCUCGAAUAUUUGUUCUUCAGGUUUGUGAAGAAUGAUUACGUCAUAAGAUGGCGGAUGCAGACGAGCGAUCGAGAAAACGAGCCGAACGACGGCUCAAGAGGAAAGAGAAUGAGGAAUUGACUGGGGGCAAUGACGUCCAUGGUAAGUUUUCAUUUUCAUUUAUGUUAUGAUAUACGCACGGCCAGGGCGCAAAAUAACGGCCGGUCAACGGACAAUGUCCGGCCAGAAUGCGGAGUUGUCCGGUCAAAUUCUUACCUUGCCGGUCAUUUCACCGGUCACUUUCGGUAAAAGAUCAAACUUAUCUUCAUUUUAAUUAAUAAUCAAAAUAAAGUUGUCAAGUAUUAUAAUAACAUGUUGUCGAAUAUAUUGCGGGAAAAGAACUUCAAUGUACGCCAGCUUUCCCACACUGUAUGUCACAAAGCCCAUGGCCAUGCCUUUGGCUUAAGAGUUAAGGCUAUGCUUUUAGCGCAGUGCAAGCUGUUUUAGCGAAGUGCAAGCUGUUUUAUGUUUUUAAUUACUGAUUACAGUAAGGCUUUUUGUAAUGCUAUACUGUGAAAAUAGUCACAUUUUUAGAGGUGUACUUUACUAGGCUUUGCUUUAAGCUGAAUAAUUUGACCAGCCAGAAAUUCGGCAUGUCCGAGCUAAAAUUGAGUUGGCCGGUCACCUUGACCGGCGACCCUCCAGCCGUUAUGAUUUGAGAAGUAUUGGUCGUAUCAAUAGACAUUCAAACCUUUAACCUAUUUAGAUGUAGGUUUAUUGACAUAGCAUGACCAGUUGUCAUGGCUUUCUCACUCCCGAAAACCGCGAUUCGUCCCAGAUACCCAAAUAUCUUCGAAUAGAUUCAGUUUAAUCAGGCACAUGGAUCUGAUUUUGUUUUUGUAUUCUAUUAGGUGUACCAGAAAUUCACAUGAAUGGCGCUGACCCGGACAUCAGCCGAGAGACGGCGGAAGGACUGGAGCUGAAAUCUGAUGCUGCACUCCCGGAUGUUGUGAAAGUUCCUUCAGGAUUGGAUGAAAAUUGGGAGAGGUAAGAAUUGGGAAAAAUGGGGAUAGUUGGGUAGAAUUUGCUGUCCUUAAAGUGUGAUUAGGAAUGAUUAAAUAUUCUAUUCUUACCUGGGUUUUUGAUGCUUUAAUCAUUAAAGACGUGGUUUCGUAAUGCAUAAUUUGUUAAGCUAUCUUAUACCAUACUAGUAUACGUAAAUUUGUGCUGUGUUUAUCAAUUUUAAACUUUGUAAAUUCUAAAUGAUGAAUAAUUCUAAAUGAUGUACAAUGCAUACUGCCUAAUAAAUGCGAGAUAUUGAGAUUGACAUGAAGCGAAGACUUCCUGCAGGGCGCGAAAUUAAUUUGAUUUGGCAGUUUUAUUUGAAAAGAUUAAAGGGUUUGAAUGUGACACAUUGGGGCGCAUUGCAACUUAAUGAGUUAAGUAACACAUGCAUGGCCAGAUAGUUUAAUUAACUCAUUGAGCGCCAGCACUCUCUCCUUGGCAAGUAAAAUUGUCUGGCAUUAGACAGAUUUUACUUGACAAGUUGGGCGAAUUGGGGCGCGAUGCAACACAAUGGGUUAUAAAAACUUAAUUGUCUUAAUAAUAACAUCAUUACAACUUGUCGACAAAGUUGCUACAAACUCGUUGCCAAUAUAUCACGGGAGAAACUUAUGAUAAGAGGACAGCUAUAUAACAUUUUGAAACCCUCAGUUGGAAAGUCUUGGCAAAAAGACGUGAUUAAAUAUUUAAAAUUGGUCUUGAUAGAUAGAUAAAACUUUUAUUUUGAUAGGGUGGUCUCAUCAGACCACAACUGGUCUGUUAUCAACGAGAGCCCUAUAUAACUACAAUAAGUUCUAUAGUACAUUCUAUCAAUUAUGUUAUAAAAACUACACUAAUGUCAGACUAUUAGCUAUGAUAUGAUAUUAAUAUAUUACUUAAGUUAAAAUCCAUUGAAAGUUUAAAAGUAUCUAGAGAAGACUGUGACCUAAGCGAUUAAAAGCCUUAGCUCCAUUAUAGUAAAAAGAUUUCUUCGCCAUUUCUGUUCUAACUCUUGGCAGAUGCAAUAAAUUGCUUUGGCGGGUAGUUCUUACUGAUAUAUAAAAUAUUUAACAAAUAGAUAAGAUUUUGCUGUUGCCUGUUCAGUUUUAGAUAUACAGUAUGACGUCAUAAUGUGGGCAGAACAAAUAGCUUACUUUUUAUCCACCCAUUUGGAAAUUUGAAAAAGUCAAAAUUUUACAAAUAUCACGCGUACAGGAUCUACACAAAUAAGGGAAUGCUAUUGGAUAAAGUUUUGUGUGACGUAAUUCGCGUCUGUCCUCUAAUAGAUCAUGGCUCUCGACCAAUGAAAGCGCUUGAAUUCCUAACGUUAUUAUAUAAAUAUGUAUAUCUUCACGUCUGUAUUACACAUGUCUAGGCCAGUGACACCGGAGAUUGACGACGAAGGUUUUGCACAUGGGAAGAACGGAUACAGGUCAUACAGUAAUGCUGUUGCUGCGAAUGCGCAGAAAUCAGCCUUGCAGAAAAAGAAGGAGCAAUAUGCGAACACGGCGCUAAGAGGACAGCGGUACGACAGUGAAGAAGAUGCGGAGUUUGAACCCGAGGUACAACCUUCGGAGAAUCGCAAUGACCCCCCUGCACGAAAGGUCUCUGGGAGUAGCGUCAAGGAGGAUGAGUGGUCUCAGUUAGCACAGCAGAGAACGACGCCAGGGGGAGGUGAAUUUUAUACGGACGAGGAACUCAAUCAGAUGGAUAAACAGUCUCAAAGCAGCGGUGACAGAAGCAGGAAGGUAUGUUUCCUAGGGAGGGGCAUUUGCCUGCCAGGAAGAAGUUUAUCCUGGAAACUCGCUCCACAGGGACCAAAACACCAAAACUGGGGGGGGGGCGGAUUUCUUGGGAUACCGGAAUCCCAAAAACAUUUUCUAGGUUUCGUGCUAAAAUACUUAAACUUUUAAUAUACAUUCGUAAGGUAAGCGAGGAAUGGCGAACGGCAUCAAAGACCACAACAGCCCGAGGCGUCAACAAACCAAAAAGCAGCCUCAAGACAUCAAAUUCCUGGAUACGCGAGAGACCUCAAUUGCCAGAGGAACCUGUCCUUAAGGAACCUCCUUGGUUGGAUCUUGUCAGAAAACGAAGAUGGAGGUUGGUGUUUUGUUUUCUUUUACGUAAUAUUUCAAAUCCGACUAUGAGGACUGGAUCAGAUUGCAAGUCCUUGCAAUUUGAAAUCUAGUCCAGCCCGAAUUGGAGGAUUUGAAAUGACAUCUCAUACGAAUAAUAGUCCUAAGACUGUAUAUAUCAAUAUACAUCACCAGGUAUCCAGUAUUAUCAUGUGAGCAAAAUAAAGCAAUAUGUUUGGCUAAUUUACUCAUGAAUUAUUAAUGAGUUUCGAGACGUAAUAUUUCAAAUCCGACUAUGAGGACUGGACUAGAUUUCAAGUCCGCGCAGCCGAGCCCGAGGCGAAGCCGAGGACUGGAUCAAAAUGCAAGAACUUGAAAUCUAGUCCAGUCCUCAAAGUCGGAUUUGAAAUGACAUCUCAUACGAAUAAAUCACUAUGGAGCUUUAGAUUUGACUACGAGUACGACUACGAGAUUUGAUCGCGUGCGAAGAAAUUACCGUAGUCGUUUUCGUUUCGAUUCAAAUGUUGCUUUUAUAACAGUAAACCAACAACGAGAGAAAAAGUUUCAUAAACUAAAUCUCCUGCAGACUAAAAUCCCCUACAAAACGUGUAAAUAAGUCAUAACAUUAAAAACAGGCCAGAUAUUUAGUACUAAUAUAUUAUUUGCGCCGGAUAAACGCUAUAGAAAUGCUACAAAUUAUUUUUGGAAAACAAAAAAGCUAACUUUCUUUGUUUUUUUUGGUUUUUUUUUGAAAAGUCGUCGUGAGGACUACGAGAUUUCUCCACAAUUUCGUACUCAGAUGGGCGACGGCUACGACUUUUUCGCGUCAGUACAGGAUGGCGUAAGCAUACAGCAUGCGUUUAGCUUGACGAAUCUCGUACUCGUAGUCAAAUCUAAAGCUCCCUAGUUAAUUUAAAGUGAGGUGAACUAAUUUUGAUCCAGUCCAACUGAGGAUUGAAUUAAUUUUGAUCCAGUCCUGGGACUUCACCAGGUGUCCAAUAUUAUUGUGUGAGCAAAAUAAAGCAAUAUGGUUGGUUAUUUACUCAUGAAUUAUUGAUGAGUUUGAGAUGUGUCAAGGCUGGUUUACACUAUCAAAGUUUCUGUGAUCACAGUAGAAAUUUUACAUAAAUGCAUUACAUGCAAAUUGUAACUUUGGUGCGUCUCUGGUUUAUAAAGCUCUUCCUUUGAGACAUAAGCAAUUUAAAAGAUGGGCCAGGAUUCGCCCCUGUUCGAACUCAAUUAUUCACUUAUGUUAUCUGUACAUCAAUGUUUAUCUAUAAGCUGGUUUACACUAUCAAAGUUUAUGUGAUUACAGUAGGAGUUUUUCAUAGGUAAAUUCUAAGUUUUGAAGGAUUUGUAAGAAAUGUUUGAGGAAACUGACUCAGUGUUUAACAAUUAACACUAAGUCAGUUCUCUGAAAUAUUUCUUACAAAUCCUCCAAAACGUCGAGUUUAUCUAUGCAAAAUUCCUGCUGUGAUGACAGAAACGUUGAUAGUGUAAACCAAUCCUAAAUAGUAUACGCUUAAAGGCACAGUUCAGCCUAUUGGAUGAUGGUUUUUAAGGCCUAUUACAACCCUUUUAAUUGAAAAAAAAACUAACUAGGAAAAUCAAUUAAGCAUAAUUCAAGAUCAAUGAUUUCAAUGUUCCUAACAUUUUUUAACAUUUUUUUUAUUGUUAAAAACAUCGAGUUCACAGUUAGUUUUUCAAUUAAAAGUACGCCUUAAAAACCAUCAUUCAAAAGGCUGAACUGUGCCUUUAAUGACUGCUCCCGAUGGAAAUAAUUUUUGUUUUCCGCGAGUUUUAAUGUUUCCCGUGUAAUUUAUCCCGACUCAAAACGCGUCACUUGGAUGCGAAAUGGAAUCUCUGGAUUUGGCUUAUUAUUUUACCCCGAAGCUUAUCUUUUGACCAUUCGUUUCCAGGUCGACGGUAAAGGCUCGGUUUCCGCAGACGGAAAGAGAACGGAUACAAUUCGAGCGAAGACUGGACACGAGUAAGAAAGGUCUCAAGUUUAACCCUCGUGGUGAGCCCACGGGUAUUACUGGUCCCGAUAUGAACGAUGAACUAUCUUUAUAUCUGAUACAACAGCGCAGGCGCAUUGAGUCCGAUGACGUCAUUGAUUCAGGCAUUCCCUCAGCCACUCGGAGCUUAGCCUCGUCAACCGAUCGCAGCUCGUUGUUGUCAUUCAGCGAUUCCGUUUUCCAAGACAACGAAUACCAUGACGACGAGCCGAAAAAUCGUGAGUUAGCCGCCGAAAAGGGAAUUCUGAAUCUCUCUCACCCUCCAAUCAAAGGUCCGAAGAGGGAAGUACAUAAAAAUCUAGCUAUGGAACGAUCUAGGCAGCAAACAAUGAAAUGGCGGUUUUCAAUUGACCCUCAUGAAGCACCCCUGUGGACCCAUUUGCCAAAGCCGGCCGAUAUCGAAGCAUUGAACGACAUGGACGUCGGCUUGGAUGCGAAAUACUGGAGCUCUCGGAAGAAAUUCCAAACUGGGCAAUUCAACCCACCCAAAGUUCUCCCAAAACCCCGCUCUCGCUCGUCGUCGGGAAUCUCUCGGUCUCAUUCGAGCAGCGAAGUUGACUUCGGUCGACGUUCGUCGUACGGUAGUAGCUCUGCGACUGAAGACAUGACCCCGCUCGCCUCGCGUUCUAGCGUCAAGGACAUGAAACAGAAACUUGCAUCCGGGGAGUUUCUGACGUCAACACCAUUACCGGUCAAACCGGUUGAACUUGAAGAGGGAUAUUUGCCGCGCUUGCGUGAUCUGCAACAGAAACUCGCGGACAGAGCCGAGAGCGAGCAAAACAAGAACCCAAAACCGACUUAUAUAUCCCCCGAGGAACUUGAGUCUAUGGGCGAGAGGAAGAGAUCCGUCACCGAGGAGUUGUUUACGGAGAAAGACGAGCCACCGAAGCCUAUCGAACGCCCGAGGAUGACACGAAGACGUAGCGAUGCCGAGUUGCUUGAUUUGCUGAAGUCGCGCAAAGAAGAAGCUGACCAGUCGGCUACUGAGACGGCACAGGAGAUCUCGAGCGUCGUGUCGGAUAUUUCUAGUACGUUCGGUGAUGGCAAAGGAGAAGUGAAAACGGAAGGCAAAGGGCAGGAAGGAAAGGAUUCUCCAGAGCAAGAGAAACAGAGAGCCAAAGUAGAGGAUAAGAAGAAGAUUGAGAAUGUGAAGAAGACGGAGGGAAACAAGAGAGAACAGGAGAAGAAAAAGGAUGCUGAGGAACAGCACAGGUAAUUAGUUGAUAUCGAGAGGCUCUUUGGUUGGGGUUUCGGACUCUAGGGACUUACAAAUCACCCGCGAAGAAUCUGUAAUCCUUGGAAUAUUUUGAAUUGUUACCGUCGAAGAGAAAGUUGCCAAAUCUGAAGGGUAGGGAAACAAAUAAAUAACUAAGGAGCCAUCGCGAUUUUUCGCAAACGUUUUACUUAGUUUGUCCAGACUGGCAGAUGGUUACGUGUAUUCAUCACGCACUUAUUGUUUUUGAACUUCCUCAAUUUCCUUUUAAAGUGUUUAAUUUAACUUGUAAAUAACCAAAUGCAUAGUAGUUAAGUAUUUGGAAUGUGGAAUAACUAGCAAUUACGCCCCUCCUGCAAACAAGCUUAGUCUGUAUCUCAAAAAAGUUGAGAGAGGCUAGCAUGAUGAAAUUUAAACCAUAUGGGUAUGUAUAUAUGACACGUCCAAUAGGAUUAGGGUUAGAGUUGUGAUUGAAAACAAAACAUGUUGGCGCAAUCAUCAAAACAAGCGAUUUUCAGCUCUGAGAUUGUAGAUUCGAUUCUGUAGACUCGUGACACUUAUGUGAAAGAGUCCUUCAACACUCUCACGGUACUUUUCUCUGGGUACUCCGAGUUCCUCCCACACGAAAUAUUCACAGGAUGGGUUGGGCCACAUAUAUAUUUCGCUUCUUCAAGUUCAUGAGGAUGUUACAUAACUUCAAUUUUCCAUUGUUGCAUAUUUUCAGAAAUACAUGUCCAGAAUUUUUAGUCAAGCUAAAAGAUUGUGAAGUGUUGGAAGGCAAUGAUAUAAGUCUUGAAACUGUUGUCAGCGGUGAUCCCAAACCAAUAGUACAGUGGUUCUUGGAUGAACGUCUGCUGACCAGUAAAGACAAACGUCACGCGAUUAUCUGUCAAGGGAGUGUCCACAGUCUGAGCAUAAAGAAUAUUCAAAUCGAAGACGAAGGAAUAUAUGAAUGUGUGGCUACCAAUGUCGCGGGAACGGCUAAAUGUGACUGCGAGGUUCUAGUCAAUGGUUAGUUUGCCCUUGAAAUUUCUGAGCUAAGUUUUGAUCAGUUGAUUAACCAGGGGCUGGUUGUACGAAGGCUGUAAAGUUGCGGAUAUGGACUUCACAAUUGUAAUUAAUAAUAAUAAUACAAUUAAGCAAUAACCUUUCUCCUCCUAAUCAAGGAUCCAAACGGGAAUUAACCAAUCGAUUAGAAAUCAACCAAUUAGCAAGUCUUUCAAUUAACUAGGCGAUUAAUAAAGCAAUUAGCCGCCAAGGCAUUAACCAGAUACCUACCAAGUAGAUAAAUGCUGCCACUCUAUUGAUGAACAAGCCAACAGCAGCUGAACUAACGAACUUAAGCCAGGCGCACACAAGUGCUAUGUGCUUAGCAAAAUAUCCAACGUGUUGAAUAUUUUUUGUCACGAAUGAACAUUUCCUCCACGUGUGCGCGCUCGAAAAGCUAUCACCUUUCAUUGUAAAUCGAAUAGGCAUGCCUAAUAAAGGAAAAUAAUUUAUGAGGAAUAUUCAUAUGUCGCUACUCAAGCAUCACAUUAUGUUUUAUUACGCAUGCCUAUUCGAUCUACAAUGAAAGGUGAUAGCUUUUCGAGCGUGCACACGUGGAGGAAAUGUUCAUUCGUGACAAAAAUAUUCAAUACGUUGGAUAUUUGUCUUACGCGUCACGAGUGACGAAAAACGUACAAAAGUGCACCGCACACGAGAGUUUUCUCCUUAUGCAAUCGGUCAUGAACGACAUUUUGCUAAGCACAUAGCACUUGUGUGCGCCGGGCUUUACUAAUUGAUUGACUAACUAACGCAAUUAAUUAGUAAGGCUUCGGUGGCACAAUCGUCAGAACAAGCGCAUUUCACCUCUGAGAUCGUAGGUUCAAUUCUCUCUGCGAACUCAUGACACUUAUGUGAAAAGAAUUUUGUCAACGCUCUACCGAAAGUCGUCGUGGGUUUUCUCCUGGUACUUCGGUUUACUCCCACAGGGAAUGUUGAGAAGAUGGGUUGGGAUUAAACCCUAAAUGCUUCGUGGUCAAACACGAGUCAUGAGGUGGCUGCCAAAGGCGCCCUUAGAAAGUCUUCUUCUCGACCCGAUAUGGUGUUGUUAGGUGAAUUUUUGGUUUAAAAAAAAUUGGUUUGCAAUUCAUCUAAUGGAAACAGUGAAAAAUUUCUAUUUUACUAUAAACUAAGAUAUCUUUGAAUGAUCCAGUUAGUUUUAACAAAGUCCUGAUAUUUUCCCAGUAAUAUAACAGUUUUGCUUACUAGAAUAUCUUUGUUUAUGUUUCAGAUUGAAAUGGAACAGCUGUAAAUGAAGGCAUAAAUGUUAAGCAUUUGAAGACUUCUAUUUAAAUAUGGCAAGAACAGAACAGUAAGGUUUGAGGCCUUCAAAUUAGGAUAAUUAUAUGACUAUUGACAUUUAAAAAAAUUUUUAACCAUAGCAAGUCACACCGACAGAUGCAAAUUAGUAUCUGUAGAUCUAGGCAAUUAAAACAAUCUCACACUUGCAAAUGGACUGUGUCAUAAUAUGUACAUUGUUAAUAAA